AUGGGCCAGGACGAGCGAUGCAUCGUAUGCGGCUAUGCGGAUGGCGCGGUUGUAGCGUACGCUCUUCAUUUUGGUGUUGCUGAUGGCUGCAAGAGUCUGGUGGGUCUCGAUAAGCAGGCACGCGAACGCGAGCGUGCUGCUCUUGCGCAGGCCACUAAGCGCGACUUGCUGCGAAACAAGAGACGGGAGGAGCUCCUUCCUGCCUUUAUGCGUGGCAAUGGUGGUGCUGAGGGCUCUCUGUGGUCACGACAAGGUAAGGCAGGAAUGCCCGAUGAGCCGUACAUUACGCACAUGCAGGAGCGGUUUGCCUUGCUGAAGCAGAGUUGCGUGAGUGGAGACGAAAAGGUAAUCUGUUGGACUUGGUUUGAGCGAGUUGGAGAAUCAUGGAGUCGACUGGGUUUCCAACGUCCGGACCCGACGACAGACUUCCGUGCUGGCGGCAUGUUGAGUCUGGAUUGUUUGGUAUAUUUCGCGUCGCAUUAUACUACACAAGCUGUGCGCAUGGUGACGAGUCAGGUGCCUGGUUCACACGAUCAUACGUAUCCGUGGGGUCCUGCGGGUAUCAACGUGACGUGCAUGGUGGCGCGUCUGUUCUGGAAGUUUGAUGGCGAGCUUGUUCGCGACCAACAAGCCAACUGGCCAUUGUUCUAUGACACCGAGGCCUUCCAACUGCUCUUUUCAGAGGUGUUCGUGCUCUUCGACUACCUUUGGAACGAGAUGAACGCCAACUACGGCAACUUUUCCAUGGUAAUUCAAGCGACAAGCGAUCGCAUCAUGGACGUGCUGGAAGAAGCCCAGGGCGACAUCAACGUCAUAUUGAUGGAGCUGCGCUCGCAGAGUUUGUCUGUCGUUGGCAAGCAGCGACGAGCAUCGUCACGUUCGAUGGAGGAUUUUCUGACGGCGAUCAACACGAAUAUCACUGAUGCUUCGGCUGCAGUCAACGAGGGUCUUACUGCUUCAGAUGGCUCGAGUUUCCGGCCAGCUACACCUCCAAGCAAGUCGCCGCGGUCUUCGUGGUCAUUUGCGAACCGUUUGAGUGGCACGUCGGUUCCUACAACAGACACAUUGAUACCUGAUGUCAACGACCCUUUCGCUGGAAACGAUAUCCGUGGAUUCGAAGAGAAGCCGCCGUCACCGCCUCCAGUACAAAGCGAUGACCCCUUUGCGUGCUUGAUGUAA
This is a messenger RNA of Phytophthora infestans T30-4, 1179 nucleotides long. RefSeq lists its product as uncharacterized. Gene Ontology annotation, cellular component: plasma membrane. NCBI's taxonomy places the organism in Eukaryota, Oomycota, Peronosporomycetes, Peronosporales, Peronosporaceae. The record is from RefSeq and is a predicted model, not a curated record. Gene Ontology annotation, biological process: cell motility; actin filament organization. The coding region runs from base 1 to 1179 and encodes 392 amino acids. The transcript is spliced from 5 exons.